Messenger RNA from Cucurbita moschata (crookneck pumpkin), 1379 nucleotides. Its product is annotated as glutathione S-transferase TCHQD-like. Gene Ontology annotation, molecular function: glutathione transferase activity. The transcript is spliced from 4 exons. The record is from RefSeq and is a predicted model, not a curated record. The coding region runs from base 375 to 1178 and encodes 267 amino acids. Lineage: Eukaryota; Viridiplantae; Streptophyta; Magnoliopsida; Cucurbitales; Cucurbitaceae.
CAGCUUAUUAGAAUAAUGAUAUGAACAAUGAGCAUCCACUCGAGAGCGGCGGUUCCAAAAGACAUCAUCGAUGCCUUUCGACCCUUUUCUGUGCUUUAUCCAUCCGCUGAGCAGUAACCCAUUUGCCAAUUUGCGACCCCUUCAAUGCCCACGAAUCUAUAAAGGCCUGCGUGUCUUUAUUGCCUUUUGUUCUUCUUGUUCUUCUUGUUCUUCAGGAUUGUGAAGAACUGGAUGGUUUCUGGGUCUCUGGCUUGUGGGCUUAUAGCUUAAUCGUUUCCUGCAGAUCCGACGUGAUUUCAUAAGCGAUAAACCGAGAGGCAAUACCGAAGUACACUCGAUAUUUCACAACUAAAGCUGAUGUUAGUAACUAAGCAAUGCAGCUAUAUCAUCAUCCGUUCUCUUUGAACAGCCAGAAGGUGAGACUCGCCUUGGAAGAGCAAGGCAUCGAUUACACGUCGUUUCAUGUCAAUCCUAUCACGGCGAAGAACAUGGACGCCUCGUUCUUCAAGAUGAACUCAAAUGCAAAACUUCCCGUCUUUCAAAACGGUUCCCAUGUCAUUUUCGACACCAUCGAGAUAAUUCAAUAUAUAGAAAGAAUUGCCAUUGUCUCCUCGGGGAUCGAUGACGUAAUGCCGAGUAGUCGAGAAGUUGUUGAAUGGAUGCAUAAGAUACAAGAAUGGAAUCCAAAAUUUUUCACUCUUGCCCACAUUCCUGAGAAGUACCGUCUCGCUGUUACCAAAUUUAGAAGGCGGGUAGUGAUCGCUCGGAUGGCCGAAACUCCCGAAAUGGCUGCUGCUUACCAUCAUAAGCUCCGAGAAGCAUACGAGACCGAAGACAAAUUGAAAAACAAAACCGUUAUCAAACAAAGCACGGAACAUCUAGUUGCACUUCUUGAUGAAAUCGAGUCGAAACUAGGCCAAACGUCUUACUUGGUAGGGGAAGAGUUUACCAUGGCCGACGCCGUGUUCAUACCUGUGCUGGCUCGGCUCGUUCUGUUGAAGCUGGCCGACGAGUACAUCGGUAGCAGACCGAACAUUGCAGAGUAUUGGAUGUUGGUGCAGCAGAGACCAAGCUACAAGAAGGUGAUUGGGAAGUACUUCAAUGGAUGGAGAAAGCAUAAAACACUUCUGAAAACUUGGUGUUUUGUUCAUAUCAGAACCUUGCUGAGGAGAUAUUGAUGAGAAAAGACUAAAAAGUCACGAAAAUGUUUAUAUUUUGUACAUUUGAGGGAGGGAUUAUAGGGGUAAAAUGGUAAAAGUGCAUGUAUUUAUUGCCUUUUUUUUUCUUUUACCUCCCUGUUUGUUAUGUUUCAUUAAGUGUGUUGUGUGUUUGUUUCAUUUUGAAUUUUGAUUUGGAUUUCUUAAUAAAAUGGUAUAAAA